AUGACGAGCCUUCCUCCCCAUGGCCAACUUCGGACACUGAGGGACCCGAUCAAUGAUUCCCAGUAUGGCAUUGAUAUUGUCCUCGUUCCAGGUAUCGGGACAGCCUCGCCAGAGCAUUGGCCGUUUGCAAACCAGACAUGGCUCGCCACCCUCCCUGAGUCCGCCAUUGGAGCACGCAUCCUCGCGUACGAAUACACUUCACCAUUUGCCGGAAGCAAAUCCUCAUGGGAAUCCAUGUUGAUGCUAGCUUACAAUUUCUUGCAGCAUCUCAAUGACUCGCGAUCACGACUGAGUUCAGAUCUGAUAUCGAACAGACCCAUCAUGGUUGUCUGUCACAGCUUGGGUGGAAUCAUAGUCAAACAAGCAUUGUGUAAUGCCAACAAGCAGUUUUUCCGGUUCGAGUCAGUUGUCAACGCGACAGCUGGCGUUAUAUUCCUAAGCACACCGCAUCGCUACGACGACGGAGCCACGAGCUGGAAUAGAUUUCGAGACAUUUUAGAAUCAACCACCGGCAAGACCCCCAAGUCUUCGGCUGCUCACAUUGAGCAAGAAGGGUCGAUUUUGCUUGACCUCGCAGAUCGAUUCGAAGGAAUCUCGUUCCGCACUCCGAUAUUGUCGGUCUAUGAACUCAGAGAAUCGAAAAAUAGCUCGACACCAUUGCUUCCAAAGUAUCAACAAUUGGUCACCAGAGAAGCUUGUUCAACUCAUGCCCCAAUGGAAACGGUCAUUGGACUUAACCUCAAUCAUCACGAUACUUGUCUUUUCACCAAGAGCAUUGGCGGCGAAGGCCUACCCGGGUUAAACAAGUUCAUUUGCGAUACGAUGGAAAGCGCCGCGCAGCUUGUUGCCCUUCGCCUCGAAGACCAGGAGUACCAGUACGCAACAAUGAGCGCUUACUCGCCCACGAUGAGUGAAGCACCUUGGAGAGCUGAGCAGUUUGAGCAGAGUGAAUGGCCAUCGAACCAAGCAACUGAAUGGCCGUCAAACAAAGCAACAGAAGGAACCUCUCUCGGGGGAUUUGAGUUGUUACAUCCUGCCACACCCAAGGAGAUUCGGAAGAUUCUCAAUCUACCCUGCUAUUCCCUCAACACGCAUUCUGCAAAUAGUGACUUUUGCGGUCGCGAGGAUGUCUUGGAACGUCUCGCAGCUGAACUCCUACCCUCGAAGAAUGUCGUCGCAGCAUCAAGCACUGGAUUGCGACAAUUUGCGCUAUGCGGGUUUGGUGGGAUCGGCAAGACAGAGAUAGCCCGCGAAUUCGCUCGCCGCCACAAAGCUCGCUUUGAUGCAGUGUUCUGGGUCGUAGCCGAUGAGAUCGCGAAGCUUGAUCAUCAUUAUCAACAGAUCUCGCUGGCACUGGGCCUCGAAGAUGCAUCGGAUUGUAAGAGCCAAGUCGUCAGCAGAGAGAUCGUGAAAGGGUGGCUUUCCAGGCCCCGAAAACAUCUAACCGGGUCGGACGAACUCCUCCAGCCGGGUCACACCGGUGCAGAAGCGACUUGGCUGCUGAUAUUUGACAAUGCAGAUGACCCAAUGGUGCUGGCGGACUACUGGCCUCAGGGCAGUGGUUCCGUCCUUAUCACUAGCCGCGAUCCAAUGGCUAUGAGCAUGUUCACCAGAAGACCCUCGGGUCUGGGUCUCGGGCCGCUGUCACAGAAAGACAGCCUAGCCCUCUUCAACCACCUGACUACGAUCUUCAGCGAGCCGGAAGAUACGACAGCGCGACAGAUCUCUGAUGCGCUCGGCGGCAUUCCUCUGGCUAUCUCACAGAUGGCCGGUAUCAUUCGUCGGCAGGACCUCACCUUGUCCGAGUUUCUGGAGCUUUAUACUGACCAGGAAGAGCAUGCUAGUCUCUACGAGACCAAGUUUGAUACCAACAUGAUCACCUACCGACAUUCCCUUGCUACGGUGUGGACAUUUGAGAAAUUGAAGCCCCAAGCGCGACAACUGCUCGAGAGAGACAAGAACAAGUCCCAGAUAUCGGUGCAUCGCAUUGUACAAGAUGUGGUCUUGGCUAGAAUGGAGUCCGCAAAGAGACACCUCAUCUUCGACAAACUCGUGGAGAUACUUUGGGUGAACUGGCCGUCGGCUAUGCCCAAGCCAUCCAAGGAGCCCGAACUACCGCAACCCAAAUCGAGCGGCGGCAGGCUAUAUGUCGGCAGAUGGCCUGCAUGUGCCGCAAUCUAUCCUCAUGUUCUGAGGUUACAUCAGCUCUGGCCAACCAUCUCAUGUCCUUCCGAGACCACCAGUCUGCUUUUCGCAAAGCUUUUAACCGAAGCUGCAUGGUACCAGAAGGAACGCGGUCGAACCAAGCAUUUCGACGGCUUCUUCGACACCGCGCGCCGGGUCUGCGACGCCUCCGCGCACCCGGACCGCGACUCCCUGCUCGCCGACAUCCACUUCUGCCUAGGCGCGAUCGCCAUGGACGCAAGCGACUUCUCCGCCAGCCGCAUCCACAAGGAACAGUCUCUGAACCUGGUGGCCGCGAUCUGCAGCGAGCUGGGCACCGCCGACGAGCGGCUGUAUCUCGCCACCGCGGAGCGGGGGAUCUCGCGCAUCCAGGACGGACGCUACGCGGAGGGCGAGGCGGACCUCAAGGAGGCCCUGCGCAUCCGGAAGACGUGGGGCAACUACGUCCCGCGCUCCGGCGAGGCCAACCUCAGCUGGGCGCUGCUGGCGCAGGGCAAGCUCGACGAGUGCAACGCGCUGCUCCUGGACAGUCUGGCCGGCCGCGAGAGGGCGCUGGGCAAGGACGAUCAUGAAUCGGUCCGCACGGGCCUGAUCCUCUACGCCCUGGGCAAUCUGCGGGCCGCGCAGGGCGAGUGGCAGGACAGCUUCACGUAUCAUCAGCGGGCGUGGCGCCACAUGCGCGCCACGGUGGGCGAUCGCGACUUCUACACCGCGAACGUCGCGCACAAGCUGGCUGAGCAUCUGAAUCGGGUCGGUCAAAGCGAACAGGCGAUUGCAAUGAUCAACACAGCCCUAGAGAUCUGGUCCGUCGACCCCAACGCGCACAAGAACGAGAUCGCGCGCACCACGUUCCUCAAGGGGAAGGUUUUCGAGACGACGGACAAGCCCCAGAAGGCCUCGAUUGCGUUGCGGGUGGCCGCCCGUCUGAGGAAGGAGAUCACGAAGGAGGAUCGCGAUGUGAAGAGGUUGACGACCGGGGACUUUGAUGCGAUUGUGGCGUUUUGGGCUCGUUGA
Aspergillus uvarum CBS 121591 is the source of this 3198-nucleotide messenger RNA. RefSeq names its product NB-ARC and TPR domain protein. The record is from RefSeq and is a predicted model, not a curated record. Gene Ontology annotation, molecular function: ADP binding; protein binding. The transcript is spliced from 9 exons. NCBI's taxonomy places the organism in Eukaryota, Fungi, Ascomycota, Eurotiomycetes, Eurotiales, Aspergillaceae. The coding region runs from base 1 to 3198 and encodes 1065 amino acids.